This is a messenger RNA of Tilletiopsis washingtonensis, 837 nucleotides long. RefSeq lists its product as hypothetical. The transcript has a single exon. The record is from RefSeq and is a predicted model, not a curated record. NCBI's taxonomy places the organism in Eukaryota, Fungi, Basidiomycota, Exobasidiomycetes, Entylomatales. Bases 150 to 569 code for a protein of 139 amino acids.
UAUGGUCUGGCCCUCUCGAUGGCGCUGGCGGUUGCCUGCCCUGUUCCUUCCACCUCCUUCGCCAGCAAGGAAGCGACGGCCCGACGGCAGCGCUCCUCUCACCCGCCUAGCUUGCUGCGCCCAAACGAGAUGCGCCUUGCCGACUGCGGAUGCUGCUGCUGUGCUGCCGCCGGGCGGUGUUGAUUGCUCGCCGAGCAUCAGGCAAAGUGCAGCGCCACACAAAGUGGCCCGGAAACAAGCAUCGCAAGCUCUCCGUGCGUGCAAGUGGUGUGCUUCAUCUUGCUGCUGCGUCUGCUGCGUCCGCAGCCGGCUCUCUGCGUGCUGCGGCUCUCCCUCUCGCGUCUCCUAGGCCCCUCCGCUGCGCUUGCUGCUUCUUGCUCGGAUGCACCCGGCCCCGCUCCUCGCACGGACUUCUCCUCGCGCGGCGCUUCGUCUUGCUCCUCGGCGCGGCGGCGCCGCUUAUGCGCCCGCACGGCAGCGGCAGCCGCUCAGAGCGGCGCCGUGUGUUGAUCUGUGAUCUUGCUUCUUGGCACCUCGGCCCGAUUCAGCACCAAGCCCGCAGCUGCUGAUGCGGCGCUGGGGCUGCGCAGCAAGACACCGCGCAACGGCGGAAGCUAUCGCAGGCGCAGCGCCGCCGCGUAACCCCUUGACAGACGCACCAGAAGCACGCGAGACGAGAGGAGGCCAUGCCGCCAUCGCGCGUGCUGCGCUUCCCCUCUGAAGGGCCCAAAGCAUUUGCCUCUUGCUACGGUCACAGCUGCCCUCGCAGGUCGAGCGAGAGGAGUGCUUUGCUCGUAUGAUGGCGAGUCGCCGAUUCACCGCAGCAGCGAGCGUGAU